This is a messenger RNA of Cyclopterus lumpus (lumpfish), 1736 nucleotides long. RefSeq names its product chromosome 16 C1orf43 homolog (gene ltap1). NCBI's taxonomy places the organism in Eukaryota, Metazoa, Chordata, Actinopteri, Perciformes, Cyclopteridae. The record is from RefSeq and is a predicted model, not a curated record. The transcript has 7 exons. Bases 171 to 1001 code for a protein of 276 amino acids. Gene Ontology annotation, biological process: phagocytosis.
ACCGGUCACGUGACCUCCGCGGAAGUCAACAAACCGGGCGGGCGGCGAAAUGUAAAAAGACGAAAAGCUUAUUUUACAUCCUUGUUCUCUGUCUGUGGUUGAACGUCUUCAGAUUGAAUGCGGUGUAAAAACGUGUACUGAAAUUCAACCGCGUGCCUUUUAAAUGUCACAUGUCGGGACGUACUUUCCGUCGUUUAGCGUUAAGUGAGCCGUUGACGUACCGUUUCAAAAUGGGGAGCGAUUCUCUCCUCUCGAGCGUUAACGUGGUGCUCGUAAUGGCCUACGGUAGUCUGGUCUUUGUUUUGCUAUUCAUCUUCGUCAAAAGACAAAUAAUGCGAUUUGCCAUGAAGUCUCGUAGAGGACCACAUGUUCCCCUUGGCCACAAUGCUCCCAAGGAGCUGAGACAAGAAAUAGAAGCCAAACUGUGCCAGGUCCAGAAAAUCCACUUUGAGCCCCGUCUGCUGUUCCCAGAUGAUGACCGGCUAAAGCAAAGAGAACUGUGUGGUUCCCAUGACUACCUGUACAGGAUGAGAGCACUGGAUGCCGUCAGAGACACUGAUCUCCCUUUCCGUGAACUCGGCGGCUCAUCCACCGCCGUGACGGGUAAAAGACUUCGGACGUGGCUUCUCCAGCUGAGAAACUCUCACUGCGUGUUCCGAGACAGCCUGAGCUCGCUCAUCGACACGGUGCUGGACGGGUACAACAAAGCACGUUACGGGGCAGAGGCUUUUGGUGAAGCAGAAUUUUUUAAAUACCAUGAAGCUCUGACUGAAUUGACCUCUGUUGUCAAGUCUCACAGCGGUAGCAGCUCUCCGAGCCAGUACCGUCAGUCCGCAGCCAGAGACCUGACCAGCACUACGGAGCCUGCGAGCUCCUCCUCCUCCCCCACCCAAACUACCUACCUCACAUCUUCAAUGCAACACCGCAGCAAGCGGCCCAGACACUUCCUGGAACUGAAGAACUUCAAAGACAACUACAACACUCUGGACAGUUUGUUCUGAAAAUCUGUCCAAAAGAAAUAUCACAAACAACGUGAAGCUGUCGGUGAUUAAAGUGCCUACGGACGGCGACAGGUCACCAGGUAGUUUAGAGUAAUGAUAAAAACACUGCCUUCGCAUAUUUCCUUGUUCACAGUUGAAUGCAUAUCAGACUCAGUGUAGCCUAUGCAUAUAUCCUGUAAUAAUGCAUGUGCAGUGUAAGUUAGUAGGGUUGAUUUGACCAAAACCACAGCUAUGGGGCUAUGCAAUGGCAUAAGACAAUCAGUAUUUAUUGCACAAUGUAAAGGCCUAUGCAGACUUGUUAAAAUGACCCAACUGGAUCAAAACUUGCUUAUAGUUAACAAUGUUUGUCGAGAAACCCAGUGUUAAUGUUUGAAAAACUCACACUGUUUAUGUCACUUAUGUUUACAUCUAUGUAUGUCACUACUGUUCAUUUGCUGCUGUUAAAUUGACGGGCUAUUUUUCUUUUUGCCUUAAAUGUUUGUUUUACAGAAGCCAUACUUGACUUAAUGAAUUUUGAUGAUUAAGUGCUCUUUCUCUCUCAGUGCAAUGCAAUUUAAAAGUAUUAUGGUACAUUAAAGCACCAGGGGAAGUCUUUUCCUAAACUUGUCUUUUUUAAAAAGUAGACUGGCCUCCUUAUGUGUUUCCUUUGCGAUUCAGGGUUUCCAUAAGGUGAAUAAUUGUAUUUUCUGUGGUUAUUGUUCAAGUAGCUAUCCAAAUAAAACAAUGACAUACAGA